Messenger RNA from Ostertagia ostertagi, 1287 nucleotides. Lineage: Eukaryota; Metazoa; Nematoda; Chromadorea; Rhabditida; Trichostrongylidae. The record is from the annotation of a GenBank genome assembly.
AUGAACUGGAAGAGCACCACGGCUCUUUUCUGUAUUUAUGGAAUUGUGAAGGAAUUCCGGCCUGCUACUCCUUUCCUAACUCCGUUCCUCAUUUCAAACUAUAAAAAUCUCACACUGGAUGAAGUCUAUGGACAGAUUUUCCCGUUUUGGACCUAUUCUUACAUGUUUUUUCUAGUACCUGUAUUUAUUUUGACGGAUUUACUCCGGUAUAAACCUAUCAUCGUGCUCGAGGGAGCUUGCCUUUCGAUAACAUGGGCACUCCUGGUUUGGGGUGAAGGCGUACGGCAGAUGCAGCUGAUGCAGAUAUUCUUCGGUGAAAACUCUAGUCUUGCGUCAGCAGCCGAAGUUGCUUACUAUUCAUAUAUGUAUGCUGUUGUGGAGGAAGAACAUUAUCGUAAAGUAACUUCAUAUAUUCGAAGUGCUGCUCUUGUAGGGAAACUCUUAGGAUUUCGGUUUAGCUCAAGUAUAUCAUUAGUAGCCGUUUGUAUCGUUUUCUUUAUUGCCAUUGCACUGCCAUCGGUCCCUUCUACGCCUCCUGCUAGUCGAAUUCCAUGUGAACGCCUAGGUGACCUGACAUCUGAAGAAGAAUCUCAGAAGGACAGACUGACGCAGGAAGAAGAAAAUAAGAAGGUCGAGAAGGAUUUCCGAGCGUAUAUUUUAUCUGUUUUGAAAAGCUUUACCAUAUUCAAAGAAAAUAUGACUGUUUUGAAAUGGUCUAUAUGGUGGACUCUGGCAAGCUGUGGUGUUUUCCAGCUCUCUGGCUUGAAAUGCAGCCCUGAUCCGGACAAGGUAGAGAAUGGGCUGGUGGAAUUCUUAAACACACUACUAGGUGCGAUAAUAGCAUUCCUUGUUCAAUUUGCUGCCAUCAACUGGACACGAUACGAAGGGGUCGCUUUGAUUACGUCGUCGGCAUUUGUUGCCAUCGUUCUUGCUGUUGUUUCACAAACGAAACAGAUUCUGGUCGCCUAUGUGGGAUAUAUAUGCGUCACAUCCACGUAUCAUUUGUUGAUUACAGCAGCAAGUUGCAACAUUGCUUGCCAAUUAACAACCGAAAACUAUGGCUUAGUGUUCGGAUGGAAUACUUUCGCAGCAGUUGUGCUACAAACUGCUUUAACUUUAACUGUUGUCGAUUCUCAUGGUCUGAAUCUGAGCAUUAGGACACAAUUUGUUGUGUAUGCUGCAUAUUUCGCUGUUGUGGCUGCUUUAUUCCUGGCGGGUUGCGUUUGCUCAAGAUAUCGAAGAGUUGCUGCGGAGAAGACCGAUUCUACUCAGGAAGAGAGUGAUUAG